Homalodisca vitripennis (glassy-winged sharpshooter) is the source of this 1359-nucleotide messenger RNA. RefSeq names its product beta-1,3-glucosyltransferase. Gene Ontology annotation, molecular function: acetylglucosaminyltransferase activity. Gene Ontology annotation, cellular component: membrane. The record is from RefSeq and is a predicted model, not a curated record. The coding region runs from base 1 to 1299 and encodes 432 amino acids. Lineage: Eukaryota; Metazoa; Arthropoda; Insecta; Hemiptera; Cicadellidae. The transcript has 10 exons.
AUGCAUGCUGGAGACCUCGUGGUGGUGGUGUUGAGCCAAGCAGACAUCUAUCACUCCCGACUUGCCCAGGAACUAAGGGAUGACAUUCAAAAGCAAGCCUCCGCUAUCGGACAGAAAGCCCCAAAGGUCCGCCUAACACAUGAGGAGUUCCCACAUCCGGGUGCUUGGACAGUUGUACCCCUUCUGCCCAAGUUGUAUGAGAUGGAUGGAACAAACAGCUCAUGGAUCGUAUUCUGUGAGGAGCGUACGAGGUUCAAUCUACAACAGCUUGUCUCUGCCCUGUCACAACACGAUCACACUGAGGAAAUGUGGUUGGGCCAUGGGCUUCAUGACAGUGAGCCCACAAUCAUUCACCAUUUCGCAUUCACGCAGAGCCCCAACAGGUUCCUAUACCCCCUGCUACCAGCCGGCUUUGCCCUCUCGUCUGCCUUGCUGAAACGAUUGGGAAGUACUGCGGCUACAAUAAACAAGUCUGAUUUUUCUAUAGAUGCGAUGCACGAGUUGGCUGUUUUCGUCAGAACUGCGCUGCUGAGUCUGCCCUCUACAUUCUGUUCUGAGAACCGAUCUGGCUGUGCUGCUUAUCCGUUGCCUUUUCUCCCUUGUGGAGCUGCUGUGCCUAAUGAAAACAUAUUUUUUGCUGUAAAGACGUGCCUUACUCAUCACUCUGACAGAGUGCCUGUAGUGCAGAAGACGUGGGCUAAGGAUGCUUCCAACAUUGAAUUCUUCAGUGAUGUUCAAGAUGACUCCAUACCAACAACCGCUGUCGGUGUUGCUAACACGGUCAGAGGUCAUUGUGCCAAGACUCUAGCCAUUCUGAAACUGGCUGCAGAAAGAGUCCAACAGAUGCCCAACCUGCAGUGGCUCGUGCUGGUGGACGACGACACACUACUCAGUGUGUCCAGACUGCAGUCGCUGCUGAGCUGCUGGGCAGAGCAGGCUGUGGUGGUGGGGGAACGGUAUGGCUACAACGUACACUCUCCCCUGGGUUACAACUAUCCAACAGGAGGGGGAGGGAUGGCUAUCAGUGCGACACUUCUCCCGAAGUUGGUCUCGGACUGCCGGUGCCAGGCUGCAGACUCUCCAGAUGACAUGCACCUGGGGUUCUGUCUGGCGCGGCUCGCCGUGCCUCUCGUCCACUCUCCAUUCUUCCACCAGGCUAGACCAGUGGACUAUGCCCCAGGCUAUCUCGCCACUCAGUUGCCAGUCAGCUUCCAUAAACACUGGAUGUUGGAUCCAGUUGUCACCUACAACGAGUGGUUCAGCUCAGCCAAAGCUACCCAUCUGCAUCCAGAACUCUAGUGCCAAAAUGAUUAUUGUUAGCCUUAUUGUUAGUUAGUAUAUUAUACUUUUUUACACAAA